CAAUAUAAUAUAACCAGUUAGUGUGCAGGCGAUGAAAAUGUUUUCAGCCAAUCAGAAUUCAUAACCUGGCUAGUUAGUUAGUUAGUUGCCUUAAGUAUUUUACUAGACGUAUAAAUUAUCUCAGCACAGUAGGCUUAGUUGAAGCAUAUUCCCUUACAGUGAUGAUAGGGCUGACUAUGUCUUUCUACAAUUACAUUGUAAUAUUUUGUUUCAUCGAGUAUUCCUGUGCCAAACCACAUCUAGAACCUGUGAGUCGACGAGAUACAGAACAUUUUGUCAAUGAUCCUGAAAGACAUGAUAUUGAAUUUGAUCAUAAUGCCUUCUUGGGUGAAGAGGUCGCCAAGGAGUUCUCUCGGCUAACACCAGAUGAAAGUGAAGAAAAAUUGAAACAUAUUGUUAGGAAAAUCGAUAAAGAUAGUGAUGGCAGAAUAACUGAAACAGAAUUAAACUUUUGGAUUAAAUAUGUGGCGGAAAAAGCUAAACUGAACAGUACAGAACGUCAGUGGAAAGAUGUAAAUCCAAGUGGUCAGCUAACAAUUAAAUGGGAAGAGUAUUUGGAGAAAACUUAUGGACGUGAAGAAGAAAGACUGAGAGAUGAAGCUACUUCUGAGUCCUAUAAAGAAGCUGUUCGUCAUGAUCAUCGACGAUGGAUUGCUGCAGAUAUCAAUAAGGAUAAUCAAUUGGAUAAAUCAGAAUUCACGGAUUUUGUACAUCCUGAAGAUAGACCGAAUAUGAGAGAUGUUAUCAUUGAUGAAUUGCUUGAGUCCGUUGACAAAGAUAAAGAUGGAUACGUAUCUGAGAAAGAGUAUUUAGCUGAUCUUGCCCGCGCAUAUCAAAGCACUCCACUAAGCGAGAAUGAACCUGAACCAGAAUGGGUUGAACGUGAACGAGGUCAAUUCCGUCGAUUCAGAGAUAUAGAUCAAGAUGGUAAAAUGGAUAGGGCAGAAGUUGGAGAGUGGAUAAUGCCGACGAAUUAUGAUCCAGUUGACGCAGAAACAAAACACUUAUUUUACCAUGCUGAUAGUAAUAAAGAUGGAUUAUUAUCCGAAGAAGAAAUUAUCAUGAAACGUGACAUUUUCGUCAGUAGCCAGGCUACAAAUUAUGGAAAUGCACUUCAACAUCAUGAAGAACUUUAAAUCUAGCGCAAACACGUUAACAGACUUUCAAAAGUCAUAACGCUUGAAGCUUUUAUUAAGUGAAGUAUUUUCAUUUAUUUUGAAAUUUUCGGUUUUGUCUGUGUGUGCGUGCGUGCGUGUUUCUCUCUUUGGAAUGUCUAGAGUAUUUCAUUUUUGUAAGGUGGAAAGAGGCAUGCAAGCAAGGCAUGAUGUAUCUGGUAAAGUGAAAAAAAAAAUUUAACUUAUUCACUGGUUAUUUGGUGUUCUUGUUUUUGAUUUUUGUCUUUUCUGAAUGAAAUUGUCUUUCUUUAAAAAUUGCCUUUCUACUAAGUAAUUUGCAUAUCAAUGCAUUCUUGUCACUUUAUGCUUCAAGAGUUAUGCUGGUUCGUUAAUAUAAAAAAGAGGUUGAAAAGCAAACUGGGCAUUCUUCAGGGUUUACAGUCUCGUUUUAGUGUUAACACAGUAUCUAAGUACUCCUCAGGAUAAUAAUUCCG
Trichobilharzia regenti is the source of this 1609-nucleotide messenger RNA. Lineage: Eukaryota; Metazoa; Platyhelminthes; Trematoda; Strigeidida; Schistosomatidae. The record is from the annotation of a GenBank genome assembly.